CUCGGGCUGCGCGCCCCCUGAUUGGCUGCGGGGAAGUGUUCACGUGAAGUGUGCGUGGGGUUCUGAAGAGCAGACAAACCAUUCGCAGCAGAGUCCAGGUCCAGGUCCAGGUCCGGGGCCAGGCUGACAGGACAGAGGGACACUGGAAGUAGCGGCCUGCUUCAGGCGUUGCUGUGGACGGAACCAGAACCAACGGAGCCUCCUCGGCAAAUGUUCCAGAAGUAUCUGCAUGCAUCAACCUGAGCCCAACAUGCCGAUGGACGUGACCAUUCCCUUCUACCUCUCCAAGGAGGAGUACAUCUUCCCCACCACCUCCAAAGCCCAGACGGAGACCCGGACCUCCUGUCUCCGGUUCCAGCCCACCAACCUGGUAAACCAGACCAAGACAGAGGAUGGAGCCACCAACAUGAAAGACGCAAAGAAGGCAAAGAAACAUGUGACGUUCGCUGACCACAAGGGUCUGGCUCUGACCAGGGUUAAGGUCUUCUCCAAGUUCACGGACCCAAUCAGAAUCCCCAUCAACAUCGAGAGGAUGUUGAGCUCCAAACACACACUGGCGUCCAGCGAGGAGAACAAACUGGUCCUGGACUUCAUCCAGCCUUCUUCAGACUACCUUCUGUUCCGUCAGAAUCUGGAGAAGAACUUGGUGAGCUUGGAGCACUGCAUGCUGAAGGAGAAGGCCUUUGCAGGAACCAUCAAAGUCAAGAACGUUUCAUUCGAGAAGUCCGUAACGCUGCGGGUGACCUUCAACUCGUGGAGGAGUCACUCAGAUGUUGGAUGUGAGUAUGUGAAGGACUCGUACCCAAGCUCAUACUGUGACACCUUCUCCUUUGAUGUUCCUCUUCCCACCAAGCUGAGGCCCAACGAAAACGUUGAGUUUGCGGUCUGCUACAGGGUGGGCGGGGUCGAGCACUGGGACAGCAACCAAGGCAGGAACUACCGGAUUGUUUGGUCUUAUAUGAAGGGAGUUGGCCACUCGGACUCCUCCCACUUUGGGAUCCACUUUGAUCGCUAUGGCAGUCCCACCUGCUCACAUGGGCUGUUCCCUGAUUGGCCAAGCUACGCCGGCUACGAGAACAAUGGACCAUACUACUGAACAGGUACUUCUGAAGCGCUGGCGCGACCCACUCCAUCUAACUGGGCACAUUGCUGCUGUGAGGGAUUGUGGACUGGGUCAGUGUUGGAACAAACUAAAAGCCCACCUUUGCUCAGGGGGGAGGGGUCUACGCCUCCUCAUCAUUUUCGGGCAGGUUUUAUACUUAGUGUUUGAGAAGAACCGAACAAACCUCCACAAAUGCUCAGGUUUUAAUUUUCAUAGGAAUUAUCAAGCUGGCUAACAGUCCAGACUAGCUUAAGCUGCCGACAGGAAGUCCAGAUUAGUUUAAGCUGCUAACAGGAAGUCCAGACUAGCUUAAACUGCCAACAGGAAGUCCAGACUAGCUUAAGCUGCCGACAGGAAGUCCAGACUACCUUAAGCUGCCGACAGGAAGUCCAGACUAGCUUAAGCUGCCGACAGGAAGUCCAGACUAGCUUAAGCUGCCGACAGGAAGUCCAGACUAGCUUAAGCCGCCGACAGGAAGUCCAUACUAGCUUAAGCCGCCGACAAGAAGUCCAGACUAGCUUAAGCCGCCGACAAGAAGUCCAGACUAGCUUAAGCCGCCGACAGGAAGUCCAGACUAGCUUAAGCCGCCGACAAGAAGUCCAGACUAGCUUAAGCCGCCGACAGGAAGUCCAGACUAGCUUAAGCUGCCGACAGGAAGUCCAGACUAGCUUAAGCUGCCGACAGGAAGUCCAGACUAGCUUAAGCCGCCGACAGGAAGUCCAGACUAGCUUAAGCCGCCGACAGGAAGUCCAGACUAGCCUAAGAUGCUAACAGGAAGUCCAGACUAGCCUAAGCUGCUAACAGGAAGUCCAGUAACUUGAAAUAACACCAGUUCAGAUAAAUGUUUGAUUUGUAGCGUCACGGAGCACGAGGAGCUGUGGUUUGGUCCUCAGAGCGCUGCUGCACGUGGACCAGCACCUAUGAAGUCCCACAGAGGCUCCUGGUCUGCAGUGUAUGCUCCAGUUGGACCAGAACAGUUUUAAUCCCAGGGCUCUUUGGAUGAAGAUACCAGCUAUUGCCUUUAACUGUUUUAGUUUGUGUUGUUGUACAGUGCUGGUUUCCAGUGGCCGCGGCCGCUUUUUGGCACAUGAAGACGUGGUUGCUAGGAGACGGGCUGAUGGUGGUUAGUGGUGUAAUGUGGUGAUGUUUUAAUGUUCAAGUGGUCUCACUUAAUCCUGGGUUUAGUGUCAUUCAUGCUGGAACCUGUGCAGUACUUUAAUGUGAAAACAAUCCUGAAUCAGAACUUUGGACACUUUGUGAUGAAGGCUGAUGUUUAGGUGGACCCUCAGCUGCUCCUCGUUUUAACGUUUUACCUGCGGACCUGCUGUCUGUUUGCACAUCAGCCAUGAACACCUGACAGCAAGGAAAUGUGAAUUUAGUUUUAAAAGAUGAACAAGGAAGUAAGUUUCAUCACCGUGGCAACGACUUAAGGGAAGGCGUCUGACUCGUUCAUGUCAGUCGAUCUGCCCAUUAAACACCUGUCAAGAUAAGCUGUGUGUGUGUGUGUGUGUGUGUGUGUGUGUGUGUGUGUGUGUGUGUGUGUGUGUGUGUGUGUGUGUGUGUGUGUGUGUGUGUGUGUGUGUGUGUGUCCAGUAAAGGUGAUUCUUAUAAACUAAAUAAAGUUCGGUUUUACUGAUGAUGAUUUUCUGUAACAAUCUGCUGUUUUCAAAAUAAUCUAAAGAAUAAAAAGUUUAUUUUUACCUGAA
Messenger RNA from Nothobranchius furzeri (turquoise killifish), 2808 nucleotides. It is a transcript of the gene ppp1r3b, whose product is annotated as protein phosphatase 1, regulatory subunit 3B. The record is from RefSeq and is a predicted model, not a curated record. NCBI's taxonomy places the organism in Eukaryota, Metazoa, Chordata, Actinopteri, Cyprinodontiformes, Nothobranchiidae. Gene Ontology annotation, biological process: regulation of glycogen biosynthetic process. Gene Ontology annotation, molecular function: protein phosphatase 1 binding; glycogen binding. Gene Ontology annotation, cellular component: protein phosphatase type 1 complex.